This is a messenger RNA of Arabis nemorensis, 435 nucleotides long. Lineage: Eukaryota; Viridiplantae; Streptophyta; Magnoliopsida; Brassicales; Brassicaceae. The record is from the annotation of a GenBank genome assembly.
AUGGCUAUUGAUGGGGGUUUCAGUCUUCAACUUGCGUUUGAGACGUUUUAUGAACUUUGCCCAAAGGUGGCAGCUUUGCCUUUUCUCAUUUCGAUUACCAACAAGGGAGGAGAAGUGGUGGAUAACGAAGAGGUGAUUAAUGCUUUGUCUGAUGUGUUUCUUCACCCGGAGUAUACAAUUCCAUUGGUUCAUUGCUUCCUUCCCAUACUAAGAAGGGUUGUAGAUAGAGUGGUGGGUCUUCUUCGUUUAGUGGGUGAUCUAAGCUCAAGUAUUGACUACUCGGACGAUGGGUGGUCAGUCUUGGAAAAUGCCAUGAAGGAAGGUGUUAGUGUGAUUGAUUUUUAUGUUCGGCGUGGACAAAGGCUGGAGCUUCAUGAGUGUGCUUGCUUGGCCUUCAGUCGUGCUCUUCAUUUAAAUACGACUUUGCUAGGGUAA